AUGGCUCCAAUCACGUUAAGCACCCUGGAUGACGACCUCAAAGAGGUAAUCCAACACCUCUUCGAGAUCCAAUCCGCCGUCCACGGCUACCUAGGCCCAGAGACCCAGACCGAGCUCGUCAGGAAAAUCAAAAACCUCACCCUCGCGCUCUCCACGCUCUCCACACACACCAAACCCCAGCCCCAGGAGCAGGAACAGGAACAGGAACAGGACGAAGAGCAAAAGGAAAACGAAAUAGCCACCCCCGAAACAAGAACAGACGACCCCCUCCUUCGCGACAUCCAACUGCCCCCCGAGAUUAUCGACUAUGUCGACGCGGCGCGCAACCCGGACAUCUACACGCGGGAGUUCGUGGAGCUGGUGCAGCGCGGGAACCAGGAUCUGAAGGGGAAGAAGGGGGCGUUUGCGAGGUUCCGGGAUGUGCUUGCUAGGGAGAUGAGGAGUGCGAUGCCCGAGUGUAGGGGGGAGGUGGAGAGGGUGCUUGCUGCUACUGGGGGAGAGUCUCAAGGCUGA
Aspergillus viridinutans is the source of this 513-nucleotide messenger RNA. RefSeq names its product mediator complex subunit NUT2 (gene nut2). Gene Ontology annotation, biological process: regulation of transcription by RNA polymerase II. Gene Ontology annotation, cellular component: mediator complex. The record is from RefSeq and is a predicted model, not a curated record. Gene Ontology annotation, molecular function: transcription coregulator activity. Lineage: Eukaryota; Fungi; Ascomycota; Eurotiomycetes; Eurotiales; Aspergillaceae. The transcript is spliced from 3 exons. Bases 1 to 513 code for a protein of 170 amino acids.